GUAGUAAUUUAAGGUGCCAAACGUAGGGUCGCCUGAGGAAAUGUCUAAAGUCCGACAGGUUAUUAGGUGGUUGAUGAUUCUGCUCCAUCAUAAACGUGAAAAGCGAAUGCGAUCCUUCAGUAAAGGCUGGUUACUGAUCCUCCAGUCAGCCCAGCACGGAUUGCUGACAUUCACUGUUGCAGCUGCUGGUUCUUGGUGUCAAAAGACGAGCAUGAAAUCUAUUCAAAACGAGGCCAGAUUGAGCCUUUCAUCCUUGGUUUCUCUCUGUGAAUGCCCUUAUCCAGAUGAGCUCCAGACAUUUUCAAAUCAUUUUGGGCAUUUGCAUUUUGCUUAUUCAUUUAAGGAUCAGAAUAGUCAAGAAUCAGAGAUUGAGAGAUUUCUUUCCAGAUUCAGUCUGGUUUAUGCUCAGCUCACAGUUAUCUUCAGAGUAAGAAGUAAGGACCACUCAUCCCAGCAAGUAUUCAGUGCCAAGAGUACAUGUCUUGCAGUGGGUUAUAGGAUUGCCAUGGACAGUACCAGAUAUGGCCUAAAACCAUUCUCAGCAAGGUGUCACACUGCAUGCAGCCGGAUGCACCCCACUUUGGGGGACAUUCUCUCUCUGUCUCUGUCUUCUGAAGCUGUGGAGGCAGGGUUGUGUGGGGAGGUCAAAAUAACUAGCGUAGCCAUGAUCGGACCUUGCAUGGACCAAUACCCCAACUGGCCCACUAACAUCACUUGCAUACGUGUGUUAGCAUAUGGUCCCAGUGGUGUUCCUCUGAUGCAAGGAGAGGGUAAAACACAGCUGAGCUUCAUUCGAAGUUUGGCUGACUCUCUGCCAUGGGGAGAGCUGGGUCUGCAUCAAGUCUGCUACACACUGACACACACUGCACAAGGCUCCCUGUGUGCUGAUAUGGAGUUUUCUGUAGAGCAUAACGAGGAACCUGAGCCAGGAUGUAGCCAGGCUGUGAGUCAGAAAGUAAAGGUGGAGAAGAGUCAAACUGUGGAGCAGACGCUGUUUAUUUUUCUUUUCAUCCAGUACAGCGACCCCUUCCACUCCCAGCUGGCCGACAUGAUCACAAAUGAAGAGCUUUUAGAGCAAUACUUGGACAAGAUACUCUGGCACAACGAGGAAAACAUGAGAUCAGCGCUGGAGUCUGUACUGAAAAACACAGUCAAACAAUAUCAGAAAAGAAAAAAGUCCAGAGAAACGGUGGAGUCUGGCAUGUCAGUGAUGCUGAGCUCUUUGAACAGCAUUGUGAGCAGCAGUAGUAAUGCAGAGUUUCGCGCGGAAUGUCUAAACCACAUGAAAGUCCAGAACACUUACGAUUUUUCCAUAUCCUUAAAUCAAAGUCUACAGAGAGUUAUAAUUGGCCGGUUUGUUCCUCGUUGCAGAUGCACUGCUGAAAAGGUUUCUGAGGCACCUGUCCUGGACCAGAAUGACAGUGAGAGCACAGAAGGGGGUGGUUGUGGAGUGCUACAUGGCAAAAGAGCUCGUGAGAAUGAGCACCAGUCUCCAUUAGUCGCUAAGAGACAAUGUCCAGGGACUUCAGAGGAUUCAGAUGCAUCUGAGAGUUGUGUGUGGGAGAUGCCUCUGUCCCCUGUGCAACCACUUGAUAGAGAGCAUGCAGAAACAAGCUUGGAAUCCUCACCCAACUCUCCAUGCUCUGCUGUGCUAAGAAAUCAAGAAUUUAAAAAAAAAAAGAAGUGUGAAAAGAGCAGCUUUCAGCAUUGUUCUCUCAGACGUGCCUCAUUGAGGAUGUUCCCCAGCCUGGCACAUCGGCCAUGGCAAGCUUUCUGCAGGAUUUACCUGCAUCAGCGAGUUCAUCUGUCUCAGCUCCCAGCCCGAGUAACACGGCUGGGCUAUGGCUGGCAAAGCGGAGGUAAAGGUCACAGCCUGUGGUACAGUUUUCCUGACCACAGAGGAGCUUUAGCUUGGGCACAGGUUCAGUACUAUUCUACUGACAGCAGUAAAGAUGGACCACCAACAAUAUCGGACCCUGAUGGGUCGAAGUCCACUAAAGACGUGACCAGUGCCCUUCCUUCUAAAGACCCUGCAGAAUCAAAACCUUCGGUUCUGACAAAAGCAGAAGCCAUUCAAGUGAAAGUGCGGGCGGUGCUAAAGAAGCGGGAAUAUGGUACCAAAUACACUCAAAACAACUUUAUCACUAUUGUCAGAGCCAUGAACGAGUUCUGCCUUAAGUCCAGUGAUCUUGACCAACUGAGAAGGAUCCGUCGGCGGAGUCCCCAUGAUGACACAGAGGCAUUCACAGUCUUUUUACGCUCAGACGUGGAGGCCAAGGCACUGGAGGUUUGGGGCAGUAUGGAGGCUCUUGCUCGAGAGAGGAAACUCAGGAAAGAGGAGGAGAGACAGUUCCAGGAAAAUAUGUUCCGAAGUCAGCAGUUGGUGAAGGAGUAUAAAGAUUUCUGGGGGAACACUAAACCACGAUCAGGGAAGAGAGCUACCUUCCUCCAAGGGCCUGGAAAGGUGGUCAUGGUAGCCAUAUGCAUAAAUGGACUGAAUUUCUUUUUCAAACUCCUGGCAUGGGUUUAUACUGGAUCAGCCAGCAUGUUCUCAGAGGCAAUCCACUCCCUGGCAGAUACCUGUAACCAGGCUCUGCUUGCGCUGGGCAUCAGCCAGUCUGUGCGCAACCCUGACCCUGGCCACCCAUAUGGUUUCUCCAACAUGCGUUACAUCGCCUCCCUCAUCAGCGGAGUGGGUAUUUUUAUGAUGGGUGCUGGACUGUCAUGGUACCAUGGUAUUAUGGGCCUAAUGCACCCCCACCAAAUAGAGUCACUUCUCUGGGCCUACUGUAUUUUGGCUGGAUCUCUAGUUUCUGAAGGAGCAACUUUGCUGGUGGCCAUAAAUGAGAUCAAGAAGAGCUCUCACAAGCAAGGCCUGUCUUUCUAUGAAUAUGUAAUGCAGAGUCGAGACCCCAGUACCAAUGUGGUCUUAUUAGAGGAUGCUGCAGCCGUUUUGGGAGUGGUGCUGGCUGCUGGCUGUAUGGGUCUUACCUCACUCACAGGCAACCCAUAUUACGACAGUUUGGGUUCUCUGGGUGUGGGCACGUUGCUUGGUACUGUUUCUGCAUUCCUCAUCUACACCAACACAGAAGCUCUGUUGGGCCGUUCCAUCCAGGCUGAGCAUGUGCAGAAGCUGACAGAGUUCCUGGAGAGUGACCCUGCUGUCAGAGCAAUUCACGAUGUAAAAGCUACCGAUAUGGGACUGAGUAAAGUGCGCUUCAAGGCCGAGGUGGACUUUGACGGGCGGGUGGUUACACGCUCCUAUCUGGAAAAGCAGGACAUUGAUCAGAUCCUCAAUGAAAUUCAGCAGGUAAACACGCCAGAGGAGCUGGAGGCAUUUAUGUUAAAGCAUGGCGAGAACAUUAUAGACACCCUGGGAGCAGAGGUGGACCGUCUUGAAAAAGAGCUCAAGCAACGCAAUCCAGAAGUGCGGCAUGUGGAUUUGGAAAUCCUCUGAAGCUUGGAAGUCAGAGCCACAAGAAGCUGCAGUGCGGUGAAGAAGAGGAUGGGCUGUGGAAGGCUGUAUAAAUGGUUCUGUAACUCUACUGACCCAGCUCUGCUCCAGCUCCAUUUAAUUGAAGUCUUACUUUUAGCAUUCUAUCACCAUUACAGCUCAUUUCAAUGUAGAAGCUUCAGAUGUUCCUCAAGGUCAGAAUCCAUACCAAUGUGAAACCAAUUACAUCAGUGAGCAUGGACUUGUGUUGGUGCUUAUUUCUGGUUAAGCAUCAGUUCCUUUGUGUCUGUAUGAACUGUGUUCAGUAGGAUAUAAAAGGCAAAAACUGAUGGCUGUAAGUAGUUCUAAGCCUGCAGGGUAUUAUUUCAGUACCUGAGAAAACUUGCUUGUGUAAUGUUACACCUGGUCAGUUUUUUUUUUUUUCCUGCAGUUUGUAUAUUUUAAUGAAUUGAUUAAUUGUCAAACAA
Messenger RNA from Trichomycterus rosablanca, 3921 nucleotides. It is a transcript of the gene slc30a9, whose product is annotated as solute carrier family 30 member 9. The transcript has 34 exons. The record is from RefSeq and is a predicted model, not a curated record. Gene Ontology annotation, cellular component: membrane; endoplasmic reticulum. NCBI's taxonomy places the organism in Eukaryota, Metazoa, Chordata, Actinopteri, Siluriformes, Trichomycteridae. Bases 41 to 3457 code for a protein of 1138 amino acids. Gene Ontology annotation, biological process: intracellular zinc ion homeostasis; meiotic DNA double-strand break formation; transmembrane transport. Gene Ontology annotation, molecular function: monoatomic cation transmembrane transporter activity.